AUGGUUGGAGUGGAGGAAGAGUCUUGGGACUGCACCGUGUGCACCUACAAAAACUCCGCUGAAGCCUUUCGCUGUGAAAUGUGCCAAACGCGCAAAGGCACAUCGACACGCAAACCGAAAUUAAAUCGUCAAAUUGUUGAAGAACAGAGUUUGAUUGCACGUGCAAUUAUCAAGGAACGUCAGGAAGAAUCUGGAUCUGGCAUCGUUAGCUCAGAUGGAGUUGGGUCUCAGCGCCGUCGGCAUUCUCGACACGCAGCAGCCAAUUCGGCAGCUGGCAAUUCGUCGUCAGUAGUUGGGAACACAGCUAAAAACGGUGAAUUAUUACGUCCGGGGUCUUUGGUUAAUGUCGAUCGUUCGAGUCCUCUACUAUUUGAAAUAUUUGCCAACGGUUUCAGUGUGGUGAUCACAGAGUACCAUCCUAAAGUCUCCUCGCCUUCAACAACAGGGGGUGGUUGUAAACAGUCAUCCUCCUUGGCCGACAGCCCCGCUCCUUCUAAUUCCUCUUCAAUUCUAUCGAAUCUAAAGCUGCAUUACGCGAAGUUUCACUGUCAAUUGCGUUUUUGCCAUUAUCAGGGCUUCACUAGUACCCCGUUAGGGGUUAGCGUGAGUGGGGCCUCUCAUCCUGAUCUCCCUCGCAGCAACCAGUUCCCGUCUCCUACAUGUGCUGGCGGUAAUUAUUCCGCAGUAGAAGCCUCAGUUUCCUUAACCCACACUGCACCGGCCAGCAAGGAGGGCGGAGCAGAAAACGUCGACGAGGACUUGGAACCCGUUGGUGAGGCUGCUGUGCUAUCAGCCGCGACGACCAUAUCUACUUCUCCCUCUACUGCAACAAGUCUGAACGUGAUUACUUCUCUCGCGGAUAAUUCGGUUCCUUCUACACCUCCCCUCACACGAAAGAGACGUCGUAGGCGUCGGGUGAGGGGUGACUUUCGCGCCUCCAUUCCAUCCCGGUCGCUACGAAGCAGUGGGGCUUCUGCCGCCGCAUCCCGAAGUAGACAGGCCAGCCGGAUAGCUCGCGCAUCUCUUUAUCGCGCCGGCGGUUCGUCUCGGACUUAUAAGCGCCGAAAGCUUACUUCAGGUGCUGCCGUGGUCGCAGCGACUGCCACGCAGCCCUCCACCCCAAACGCCGAAAAUACCGCCUCAAUGACCGACAGUUGCGGCGCGGUGACUCUUGAAAUGCCUGCAACAAGUGCUACUUCGUGA
Molecule: messenger RNA, 1203 nt
Organism: Mesocestoides corti
Lineage: Eukaryota; Metazoa; Platyhelminthes; Cestoda; Cyclophyllidea; Mesocestoididae
Source: the annotation of a GenBank genome assembly